This is a messenger RNA of Alternaria metachromatica, 453 nucleotides long. RefSeq lists its product as uncharacterized. The transcript has 3 exons. The record is from RefSeq and is a predicted model, not a curated record. Lineage: Eukaryota; Fungi; Ascomycota; Dothideomycetes; Pleosporales; Pleosporaceae. The coding region runs from base 1 to 453 and encodes 150 amino acids.
AUGCCGUCCGCAAAUGGAACCCCGGUGCCUGCCGUAAAAGGCAACUACCUCAACACGCUGCUGGAAAAGGCGAAGAACCUGCCUGCGGGCAAAAUGAAAGAGCUUGGUGAGGAGGUGCGCGGGAUGCGCAAAAAGGCCGCUGCUGAUCCAGAAGUGGCGUGCUACCUUGACAUCCUUUGUCGCUCAUACUUGAGCAGCGAAGCGAGUUCGGCGAGCCUGGAUGCCACAUUUGAAAAUUGGCAGAAGCAGCAGCAGCAACAACAAGAAGAAGAGGAGAGGAAGAAGAAAGAGGAAGAGGAGGAGAAGGCGAGGAGUGAGCGGAAGAGGAAAGCGGAGGAAGACACCUCCCAGCUUGACCAAUCCGCCACCAGCCGUAAGAAGACUGGCUCUGCCGUUGCGGCUUUUGGAACGGCAAGUAUACGUUCGCCUGCCGAGGCAAGGUGGGAGGAGUAG